AUGACGGGCGUUGCCGCCGCUUCCUUCUUUUCAAAUGCAUGCCGGUUUGGUGGUUGCGGGCUACACUUCGAGUCGUUGUCCGAGCUAAUUAUGCACAUCGAAGACAACCAUAUCGACACAGACCCUCGAGUCCUGGAGAAGCAGGAGCUACAGCAACCUACAUAUGUUGCCCUUAGUUACAUCAACAGAUUUAUGACAGAGGCAGCUCGGAGGGAACAGGAGACUCAGAAGAAGAAGGUCCAGCCCAAACUCUCGCUGUCAAUCACAGGGAGCAUUUCCCGCAACAGCACGUCCACGCCCACUCGCCUUAGCAACGGCAGCCUGACCCCGCCGGUGACCCCGCCCAUCACUCCCUCAUCCUCCUUCCGUAGCAACACACCUACAGGCAGUGAGUGUGAUGAAGAGGAGAUGGAGUAUGAAGAGUCUGACAGUGAUGAGUCGUGGACCACAGAGAGCGCCAUCAGCUCAGAGUCCAUUCUCAGCUCCAUGUGUAUGAACGGAGGGGAUGAAAAACCCUUUGCUUGUCCUGUACCUGGCUGCAAGAAAAGAUACAAGAAUGUGAAUGGUAUAAAGUACCAUGCUAAGAAUGGCCACAGGACACAGAUCCGCGUGAGGAAACCCUUCAAAUGCCGCUGCGGCAAAAGCUACAAGUCCUCUCAAGGCCUUCGACACCAUUCUAUUACCUUCCACCCUCCUCUGUAA
Chanos chanos (milkfish) is the source of this 702-nucleotide messenger RNA. It is a transcript of the gene jazf1a, whose product is annotated as JAZF zinc finger 1a. NCBI's taxonomy places the organism in Eukaryota, Metazoa, Chordata, Actinopteri, Gonorynchiformes, Chanidae. The transcript has 5 exons. The coding region runs from base 1 to 702 and encodes 233 amino acids. Gene Ontology annotation, cellular component: nucleus. The record is from RefSeq and is a predicted model, not a curated record.